Molecule: messenger RNA, 1269 nt
Organism: Lasiodiplodia theobromae
Lineage: Eukaryota; Fungi; Ascomycota; Dothideomycetes; Botryosphaeriales; Botryosphaeriaceae
Product: alcohol dehydrogenase
Exons: 2
Coding region: 1-1269 (422 amino acids)
Cellular component (GO): mitochondrion
Molecular function (GO): alcohol dehydrogenase (NAD+) activity; metal ion binding
Source: RefSeq, a predicted model, not a curated record
AUGGCUGCUGGAGACAUGUACCACAAGGCGUUCGCAGACCACGAACACCCCUACCUCAGCUACGGCCUUCUGUAUCCGAAAGCCGCCGCCAGGCACGUCGACCACACUUUCCACGCCGAGAAGGUCUACAUCCUCGCCUCGGGCUCCCUGUCCAAGAACACCGAUGCAGUCACACAGCUCGAAGAUGCUCUGCGCGGAAAGGUCGUCGGCGUGCGCAGGGGUAUGACGCCGCAUACCCUCUGGUCGGAAUGCAUCGCCGUCGCCCGCCAGGUCAAAGAGCUGGAUGCAGACCUGUUGCUUACCAUCGGUGGCGGCAGCCUGAUCGAUGCGGCCAAGAUAAUCGCACUGGCCGUUGCCAAUGAUGCUUUCGACUUCACCAAGCUAGAGCACCUCACGAACAAUCGAGACGCAUCCGUCCAGCGGCCCGACCUCGCGCCGCCGCGUAUUCCCAUCAUCUCAAUCCCCACUUCCCUAUCCGGAGGCGAAUACUCAGACCAUGCCGGUGGCACCAAUGACCAAACCCGACACAAGCAUGGCUUCGGUCCCAGCCCGCCUCUGGGACCACGUCUGAUCAUCCUGUCACCCCAGCUUGCCAUGACUACACCACCGCGCUUCUGGCUCAGUACCGGCAUCCGUGCCGUUGACCACUGCGUUGAGACCAUCUGCUCACCGUACAGCACGCCCGCUUCGGACGCUGCAGCCGCCGAAGCUCUACACAAACUGGUACCCGGUCUACUCCGUAGCGCCCUGGACGCCGAUAACACCGACCUGGAUGCGCGAUUCCAGUGCCAGCUUGGCGUGCGAGAUGCCAUGCAAGCUGUCAAGGGAAAGGCUCCCCUCGGCGCUUCGCACGGCAUUGGCCAUCAGUUAGGCCCGCUUGGUGUUGGCCAUGGCGAAACAAGCUGCAUUCUGCUCCCGGCAGUGUGUGCGUUCAACGCACGUCAUGCUGCCAAUGCCGCGAACGAAGCCCACGCGAAAGAUAUCUUGGUGAAGCAGAAACGCGUCCUCGACACCUUGUGGGCAGAGCCUAACGUUGCUACCGCGCUGGCGUCGCGGGGAUUGGGAAAGGAAAAAGCGGAUCUGUCGGCAUGUUUGGGUGCGUUCAUUAGCGAGCUGAGGAUGCCGAGAAGCUUGGGGGCGCUGGGUGUGGGAAGAGAUAAGUUCGACGAACUGGCGUCAAGUAGUCUGAAAGAUCGAUGGUGCCAGACUAAUGCUGUACCUCUACGGCAGAAGGCACAGGUGAUGGAAAUAUUGGACAUGUGUGCGUAA